AUGGCGGCGAGUGACGCGGAAGUAUUGAAGGAGAAAGCAAAAGAGGCGAUAGACACGUAUUCUUCAGAGUUGUUUGAUCUUAACCGAUGUAUAUGGCAAAAUCCAGAGCUUGGCUUUAAUGAGAUAUACGCUCACGAUCAGUUAACAGAGUAUUUAGCAGCACGAGGUUUUGAUGUGACACCUCAUUACACUUUGGAUACCGCUUUUCGAGCUGAAACCGGUGAAGAUGGAGGCCUUACAGUUGGUUUGAUUUGUGAAUAUGACGCUUUACCAGAAGUGGGUCACGCGUGUGGACACAAUCUGAUUGCUGAAUCUGGUGUAGCUGCUGCUUUAGGUAGAUAUUAUAGAGUUUAGUUGACACCAACACGCGAAUAUGUGGUACUCUGUACUGUCAGUUUACACCACAGGUAGCCCAAGCCCAUAUUAAGCAUACAAUGGGCGACUUCAUGUACUCGGUUAACAUAACAACUCAAAAGGUCUUACAGCGGAUCACAAACAUACGAAAGGCGCAGCACAAGUUUAUGUUUGCCAGACGUAACUAAUGACAUUAAUGACAUCAAUGAAAUCAAUAAGUAAUCAAUCAGUAAUCAGUUGAUUACUCGUUAGUCAUUGAUUAUAUCCGAUAUUCAAUGAGUAAUCAAUGAAUAAUUGAUAGGCCACAAAAUUUUCAGUCAUUGAUUAGUCAUUGAUUAAUUAUUGAUAUAAUCUCAGGGUACACAAACCAAACCAAAUCGAAAAUAAAGAAAUGAAGACUUCUUUGACAUAAAUGCCACUGUACAAGCUUUUUUUGUUCAUGAUCUUUUACCCGGUAAGCAUUCUGUGGUGGCUGCCUUUCUCACCAAAGACACAGACUGUAAUAGCCAAGAGAGUAAGACAUAACUCGACCUUCUGAACCUUUCGUUUUUGAUAUAUCAGUUACUGUCCAAUAAAUAAAUUUCGUUUGCCAUUCUCUUUCUCUUUUUGUCAUGGCCUAUAUACAUUGGUUUUCUACAUGCAUGUUCAAUUCCUAUUUGGCUAUAAGUUAGGAAAAAAAAUUGCUACAAAUUGUAUGAGGUGAGUAAAUCAAUGACUAAUCGAUGAGUAAUCAAUGGGCCACAAAAUUUUUGGCCAUUGAUCAGUCAUUGAUUACCCAUUGAUUGUAGCGAAUAAUCAUUGAAUAAUCAGUUGAUUACCCAAUGAUUGUUAUCGAUUACUCAUUGAUGUCAUUCAUCAUUGAUUAGUUACGUCUGGUUUUUGCUACCCCCAUUCUAUGGUGUAAGUUUGCUACCUAAUGACAAAGUCAAAAACUUUCACCCAAGAAAGCUUAAAGGAUGAGAAAAUAUACAACAUUAAAAUUCAAUGUUUUCCAGAUUCAUAAAGUCAUAUGUGGCAAAUAUGUGGUUUGGUCGUUUGGCAUAUUUGAUAAGUAGCAAAAUUAAUUUCAAGCUUAAGACCCAAUUAAUGCAGAAAUGGUCACAGCAGUUUCAUAUUAUUUUGUUCAUAUUCAAAUCAGCCCUACUAGCCUGGUUCUUAGGUACAAAAUUCAAAAGAAAUAGAGGAUAUUACAUGGCCGCGUGGAGAUACGAAAUUUCUCUUCGAGUGUUGAAAAAUAUUUCACGAGUGAGCGCAGUGAACGAGUGAAAUAUUUUUUCAACACGAGAAGAGAAAUUUCGUAUCUCCAAGCGGCCACGUAAUGUUCUAUUUAUUACAUAAACACCAAUGAACUACCAAACCAUUUCACUUUAAUAGUUUUUGGUGUGAAAGGCGCGAUUUAUUAUGAAGCCAUAGCAACGGUGAUAUUUUCACAUGUGAAGAUAACAUGUUAUUUUCACAUGUGAAGAUAUCAAGUUUUCAUGCGAAAGCUCACCUGGUAUUUCAUUGGUGUUUAUAUAAUAAUACCUUAUCUCAAGCAAAGCUAGUCAGGCUUAUUUUGAUUUAAACAAAAGAAUAUUAAUUCAGCAGCCAUUUUUGCAUAUUGGGUCCAUUCAACUUUAAAAGGGAAGGCCUUGAAACUGUAGUCCUUUCUAAAUCAGAGAAAUAGCCAAUGAUGGGGCAACAUGUACAUUGCACUUUGCAAGAGAAAGAAAAAUGAUUAGGGAUAAUUUGGAUAAAACAACUAAGGAACAAAAACAACAUGGAAAACUUGUAUGUUACAAAAAAGAUGACAGUACUUUAGAAAAUUUAACAAAAUUUAACUGCAAAUUGCUUUGAAAGGCAGUACAUGUACAUGUGUAUGUUGUCUGUGUUUUUCUGUGAAGGUCUCAAGAUUGCUUUGGAGGCCGUCAACCAGAAGCGUAAGUUGAAAAUAGUAGUUUUUGGAACUCCAGCUGAAGAAGGUGGAGGAGGCAAGAUUUUGAUGAUUAAUAAUGGCUGCUUUAAAGGUGUUGACUUUUGUAUGAUGGUCCAUCCUAGCCCAGUGGAUAUGCUGAAACCAACCAUCUUAGCUCGAGAUAAAGUCACAGUCACCUACAAAGGUCAUGCCUCUCAUGCUGCAGCAUUCCCGUGGGAAGGAGUCAAUGCACUGGAUGCAGCAGUUGGUUUUGAUGUGACACCUCAUUACACUUUGGAUACCGCUUUUCGAGCUGAAACCGGUGAAGAUGGAGGCCUUACAGUUGGUUUGAUUUGUGAAUAUGACGCUUUACCAGAAGUGGGUCACGCGUGUGGACACAAUCUGAUUGCUGAAUCUGGUGUAGCUGCUGCUUUAGGUAGAUAUUAUAGAGUUUAGUUGACACCAACACGCGAAUAUGUGGUACUCUGUACUGUCAGUUUACACCACAGGUAGCCCAAGCCCAUAUUAAGCAUACAAUGGGCGACUUCAUGUACUCGGUUAACAUAACAACUCAAAAGGUCUUACAGCGGAUCACAAACAUACGAAAGGCGCAGCACAAGUUUAUGUUUGCCAGACGUAACUAAUGACAUUAAUGACAUCAAUGAAAUCAAUAAGUAAUCAAUCAGUAAUCAGUUGAUUACUCGUUAGUCAUUGAUUAUAUCCGAUAUUCAAUGAGUAAUCAAUGAAUAAUUGAUAGGCCACAAAAUUUUCAGUCAUUGAUUAGUCAUUGAUUAAUUAUUGAUAUAAUCUCAGGGUACACAAACCAAACCAAAUCGAAAAUAAAGAAAUGAAGACUUCUUUGACAUAAAUGCCACUGUACAAGCUUUUUUUGUUCAUGAUCUUUUACCCGGUAAGCAUUCUGUGGUGGCUGCCUUUCUCACCAAAGACACAGACUGUAAUAGCCAAGAGAGUAAGACAUAACUCGACCUUCUGAACCUUUCGUUUUUGAUAUAUCAGUUACUGUCCAAUAAAUAAAUUUCGUUUGCCAUUCUCUUUCUCUUUUUGUCAUGGCCUAUAUACAUUGGUUUUCUACAUGCAUGUUCAAUUCCUAUUUGGCUAUAAGUUAGGAAAAAAAAUUGCUACAAAUUGUAUGAGGUGAGUAAAUCAAUGACUAAUCGAUGAGUAAUCAAUGGGCCACAAAAUUUUUGGCCAUUGAUCAGUCAUUGAUUACCCAUUGAUUGUAGCGAAUAAUCAUUGAAUAAUCAGUUGAUUACCCAAUGAUUGUUAUCGAUUACUCAUUGAUGUCAUUCAUCAUUGAUUAGUUACGUCUGGUUUUUGCUACCCCCAUUCUAUGGUGUAAGUUUGCUACCUAAUGACAAAGUCAAAAACUUUCACCCAAGAAAGCUUAAAGGAUGAGAAAAUAUACAACAUUAAAAUUCAAUGUUUUCCAGAUUCAUAAAGUCAUAUGUGGCAAAUAUGUGGUUUGGUCGUUUGGCAUAUUUGAUAAGUAGCAAAAUUAAUUUCAAGCUUAAGACCCAAUUAAUGCAGAAAUGGUCACAGCAGUUUCAUAUUAUUUUGUUCAUAUUCAAAUCAGCCCUACUAGCCUGGUUCUUAGGUACAAAAUUCAAAAGAAAUAGAGGAUAUUACAUGGCCGCGUGGAGAUACGAAAUUUCUCUUCGAGUGUUGAAAAAUAUUUCACGAGUGAGCGCAGUGAACGAGUGAAAUAUUUUUUCAACACGAGAAGAGAAAUUUCGUAUCUCCAAGCGGCCACGUAAUGUUCUAUUUAUUACAUAAACACCAAUGAACUACCAAACCAUUUCACUUUAAUAGUUUUUGGUGUGAAAGGCGCGAUUUAUUAUGAAGCCAUAGCAACGGUGAUAUUUUCACAUGUGAAGAUAACAUGUUAUUUUCACAUGUGAAGAUAUCAAGUUUUCAUGCGAAAGCUCACCUGGUAUUUCAUUGGUGUUUAUAUAAUAAUACCUUAUCUCAAGCAAAGCUAGUCAGGCUUAUUUUGAUUUAAACAAAAGAAUAUUAAUUCAGCAGCCAUUUUUGCAUAUUGGGUCCAUUCAACUUUAAAAGGGAAGGCCUUGAAACUGUAGUCCUUUCUAAAUCAGAGAAAUAGCCAAUGAUGGGGCAACAUGUACAUUGCACUUUGCAAGAGAAAGAAAAAUGAUUAGGGAUAAUUUGGAUAAAACAACUAAGGAACAAAAACAACAUGGAAAACUUGUAUGUUACAAAAAAGAUGACAGUACUUUAGAAAAUUUAACAAAAUUUAACUGCAAAUUGCUUUGAAAGGCAGUACAUGUACAUGUGUAUGUUGUCUGUGUUUUUCUGUGAAGGUCUCAAGAUUGCUUUGGAGGCCGUCAACCAGAAGCGUAAGUUGAAAAUAGUAGUUUUUGGAACUCCAGCUGAAGAAGGUGGAGGAGGCAAGAUUUUGAUGAUUAAUAAUGGCUGCUUUAAAGGUGUUGACUUUUGUAUGAUGGUCCAUCCUAGCCCAGUGGAUAUGCUGAAACCAACCAUCUUAGCUCGAGAUAAAGUCACAGUCACCUACAAAGGUCAUGCCUCUCAUGCUGCAGCAUUCCCGUGGGAAGGAGUCAAUGCACUGGAUGCAGCAGUUAUGGCUUAUAACAGUAUAAGCGUGUUACGACAACAGAUGAAGCCCACAUGGCGAGUUCAUGGUAUCAUCACUGAGGGAGGUGUGAAGCCUAACAUCAUUCCUGACCGCACCCAGCUAAAGUAUUACCUUAGAGCUCCAACUGUCGAGGAGCUUGAAUUGUUACGGCAAAAGGUGACAAGUUGUUUUGAAGCUACAGCAACAGCUACUGGUAAGCAUUGUGCACUGUUCUGCUCUUGUUGAACACAAAGUAAUUAUAUUUUUUAAACAAAACUAAUAAAGAGCUGUAGGGCCAAUUCAAACUUUGUACUUGACAAACAUGUCUAUGAACAAAAUGUAUUGUUCUCACUCAUUUGCAAAUAGAUUUGGCACAUUUUUGGGAGCAAGGGUGGCGCAGUGGUGAGAGCACUCGCCUCCCACCAAUCUGGCCUGGUUUCAAAUCCUGGCAUCAGCGCCAUAUGGGUUGAAUUUGUUGUUGGUUGUCUGCCUUGCUGUGAGAGAUUAUUUUCUCCUGGUACUCCAGUUUUCCCAUCCCAACACCUCCAAAUUCCAAUAUUCAAUAUGGAAUGCACGGACAUGUUUCAACAAGUUCUUAAGAAUUCCUAAGUGCUCUGUGGGUAAAUAAAUUACAAUAAUUACAAUACAUUUGAAGUUCAUUGUUUGAAAUGGACCUUACUUACCAGUACAUUGUAUAUGUCACCUCACAGUAACCAAUGUUCUGAGGGAGUUGCCUUGCAUUUGCUAAAUCUGUAUUUGUUUGUUUGUUUUUUUUUAUCUCAAUGGUACAAUGCAUAAACAAUAAAUUGGCAACGUGCUGUCAUUAAGAUGGAAUCUAUCAGGAAAUUGAGUAAUUUCAAUUUUCAGUGGACAGAAACCUUGUACCAGAAUAAUUUCAACAAUAACGCAUCAACAAUUUUUCAGCAAUUUCAACUUUGGGCAUAUUUUCCAAAUGUGCCCUUCAAUAAUAUCGGUUAUCUGUAAAAACACCAAAGACUAUCACUCAUAGGAGUGUGAGAAAAUAAAUGUCAAAUUUCACAUGAAUUGUGAAAGCACAGGUAAAAUUCUGGAAAUUUCAUGUGAAAGAUGUCAUUUUGGUGAAAUUUGACAUUUUAUUUUCUCAGGCUCUUGUGAGAAAUUUUCUUUGGUGUUAUUACAGAUAACUAAUUACGUCUAUAGCCCUUGAAAAAUGUAAAAAAAGCAAUAUUGUUUAAAUUAAUAUUAUUCAAUUUCCUGAUAGAUUCUGUCUUAAUCUUACUUUAAAUGGAAAACACAUAGAGGGUGGAUUAAUAUGGAUUAAUAAAAUUUUGAAAUUGAAAGUGGCACAGUAAUUUGAAAACACAAAACUUCUUUAAAGUUUUUUUUUUGAAAAGUUGCUUUUUUAAAGCUACACUGUCAGUACAUAAAAAAAUAAUGAAAGCUACAAUGCACUCAAACAAUGAAGAUGUUGCCAUUUUCCCUUGUCUUUUAGGCUGCAAGGUUUUUGCAGAAUGGGGAGCAAUGCGUUAUGAAGACUUGGUCAGCAAUGACACCCUUGCUGAACUCUACAAGGCAAAUGCAGAGAGUUUAGGAGUAACCUUUAUCUGUGCAGAUUUUUUAGCGUCAACUGACAUGGGCAAUGUUUCUCAUGAAGUUCCCUCGAUUCAUCCAGUGUAUGCUAUCGACACUACAGCCCCUAAUCAUUCCCAUGCAUUUACCACGGCAGCAAUCACAGAGAAAGCUAACGAGAGGACCUUGAUUGCAAGCAAAGCGAUGGCUAUGACAGCUAUUGACGUGUUGUGCAACUCUGAUUUGAUUAACAAAGUGAAAAAGGACUUUAACAAUUGAAUCCCUUAUUAGGUAAUGAGUGGUGGCU
Molecule: messenger RNA, 6714 nt
Organism: Porites evermanni
Lineage: Eukaryota; Metazoa; Cnidaria; Anthozoa; Scleractinia; Poritidae
Source: the annotation of a GenBank genome assembly